Polychytrium aggregatum is the source of this 899-nucleotide messenger RNA. Its product is annotated as putative methyltransferase-domain-containing protein. The transcript is spliced from 5 exons. The record is from RefSeq and is a predicted model, not a curated record. NCBI's taxonomy places the organism in Eukaryota, Fungi, Chytridiomycota, Chytridiomycetes, Polychytriales. The coding region runs from base 30 to 860 and encodes 276 amino acids.
GCUCUUGGCGGGCUGCACAACCUGCAUCAAUGCUGCCUGCUCGGGAGAGAUGGGAACUCAAGCGUAAGGCCCGCGAGGCCGCCGCCCGGCUGGAGCAGCAGGACGAGCCUCCCAAGGCACCGCUUCUGCUCACCGGGCCCACAUGGUUCUCGUUCAGCUUCCAGAAGCCGCUGAGGGGCGGCCAGUCCAAUGGCACACCCUUUACGAUCAACGGGCAGCCGCUCUACCUCGAAUCGCCCUCGCUCGAGGAGCCCGACCGAGCAGACAUGGAGCACGAAGUCAAGACGGCAUACACUGUUUGGGACUGCAGCCUCGUUCUGUCCAAGUUCCUGGAACACCACAGCCGAUCCCAGCCUGACUCGCGAUUCAAUAUCCAGGGCAAACGGCUCAUCGAGUUGGGAUCAGGCCGAGGGCUCGUGGGUCUUUCGGCUGCCCGUCUCGGCGCAAACGUUACCCUGACCGACUUGAACAGCGUCGUGCCCACUCUCAAAGGCAUUGUGGCCCUCAACGGCCUCGAAGCCGGAAAGAGCCGCACCAAGUCCGAAGGCGCUGUCGAGGAUGUCGUUAGCCUGGACUGGAACAAGCCCAUCAAGAUCGGCAAAGAGUUCGACAUCGUCCUUGCAGCCGACGUUGUUUGGGUUGAAGCACUGAUCCGCCCUCUGGCCAAAACCAUCGCGGCGUUCUGUCGGCCCAAGACGAUCGCCAUCUGUGCCCACCAGUCCAGAUCUACCCGCGGCGACGCCAUCUUCUUCGAUGCACUGGAGGAGCUCUCGCUCAAGGUCGAGCGAUUGCCAAAGAACCUGCUCCAUCCCGACUUCACCAAAGAGACGAUCGAUGUCUAUAUCUUCAAACGCCGCUAAACUGGAGCUAUGCGUUCGCGAAUGUCAGAUCGUGCCAAG